AUGUGGGCGAAUUCAAGAUGUGCGUAUCUUUUGAUGCCACUACUCAUCCUGCUUCUGAUCAACCUUUCGGAAAGUGUCUCUGUUCACCGAAGGGCUCAUAAGCAAACGUCCAAUGGCCGACACCCAACGGAGUCCGUAUUCCGAGCCAAGCGCACCUACAUAGAUGAAAACGCGAACUGCGGAAUACAUGAAAUGGAAAUGGUGCACACCAUCAUGGACAGAAUUUGUAUGUUGUGCCAUGAACUCCACUCGCAUUUUGCACCGAACACACGCGUCGAGUGUCGCAAGGACUGUUUUCAAAACACCACGUUCCAGUCGUGCAUGAGAAUAUUCUCAGGAGGUCCUAAACCAGUACAACCAGUCGAACCAACUGCCCCAGUCCCAUUGUAUACCGAAGAUGUGCCAACUUUGGAUGAUAUUAAGGAGAGGCGACGGCGAAUCUAA
Molecule: messenger RNA, 444 nt
Organism: Caenorhabditis remanei
Lineage: Eukaryota; Metazoa; Nematoda; Chromadorea; Rhabditida; Rhabditidae
Exons: 3
Coding region: 1-444 (147 amino acids)
Biological process (GO): circadian rhythm
Source: RefSeq, a predicted model, not a curated record